Molecule: messenger RNA, 297 nt
Organism: Miscanthus lutarioriparius
Lineage: Eukaryota; Viridiplantae; Streptophyta; Magnoliopsida; Poales; Poaceae
Source: the annotation of a GenBank genome assembly
AUGCUGCGGAGAGAGCAUGAGAGCGUAAGGUCCGGCAAGGGGACGGGGGAGUUCUUGACUGCUGAGGACUACAAGAAGAUCCAGUACUAUACCCAAAAUGUUAUCAACGAGACGUUAAGAGGCGGCAACGUUGUCAAGUUUGUGCACAGGAAAGCGCUGAAGGAUGUCAGAUAUAAAGGGUAUCUCAUCCCAGCUGGUUGGGAAGUACUGCCUAUUUUUGGUGCUGUUCAUUUGGACCCCUCACUUCAUGUGAAUCCCCAACAGUUUAUGCCUUGCCGAUGGAAGGUAUACAUAUGA